This is a messenger RNA of Acaulospora morrowiae, 2162 nucleotides long. The record is from the annotation of a GenBank genome assembly. NCBI's taxonomy places the organism in Eukaryota, Fungi, Glomeromycota, Glomeromycetes, Diversisporales, Acaulosporaceae.
AUGCUAGCGAUGAUGAUUUGGACGAAGAUGCUAGCGAUGAUGAUUUGGACGAAGAGGCUAGUGAUGAUGAUUUGGACGAAGAUGCUAGUGACAAUGAUUUAGAUGGGGAUGCUGACGAUGAUGGAAAAAAUAUUACGGGUUUAACUAACAGGAGAGCAGCGUUGAAUAAAUAUUCAGUAAAUAAUUUGGAGAAUGAUGUUAAUGACGAAGAAAUUGCAUUCGCUGAAAGCGACAGCGACAUGGACGACCUACUUUCCAAAGAGGAUGAUAGUGAAAACGAUCUCGAUGGUGCUUUAAAAUGGAAAUCCGAUUUGUCCGCCAAGGCCAAAGAUAUGUUUCUUUCUAAUCGGAGAAUAAACAUUAUGAAGCUAAUUUAUGAUAAUGAGAAAACACCCGAGGAAGUUUCACGUGUUAACCUUAUACAUACAGACAGAAUAGUUCAAGAAUGCGAGAAUAAAAAGAAUAGUUCUACUUCAACGAAUGAUAAUGACGACGAUGAUGAUUUUUUAAAGAUUAAGAAAUCUGACACCGGGGACUCGGAAAUAUUGAGUGCAAUCGAUUCCUCUAAACCAUUUUUUGAUUCGACUAAUCUUGAUGAAUGGGAUGACGAAACGGUUCUCGAAUCUAUUCGAAAUCGAUUCAUUACGGGAAGUCUAGAAGACGAGGAUCUUGAGGCAGAUGAUAUUUCUGAUAAUGAAGCCCAUGGGGAUUUUGAAGAUCUUGAAACUGGUGAAGAGGUUAAGGCAAAAAAGUCAGAAGAGGAACUUGAAAAGGAGGAACUCUCUCAGAAACGAGCAAUUUUAAAGAAAAAAUUUGACGCAGAAUAUGAUGAUAAGGAUGAUAAGCCUAAAAUGGAUUUUUAUGAUGAGAUGAAAGAUGAAAUUGCCAAGCAAUUGCAGCUUAAUCGCGACGAAUUUGAAGACGAUGACCCACUUACUAGGGCAAUGGUUGAAGGAUUUCGUCCUGGAACAUAUGUUCGGAUUUUGCUGAAAGGAAUGCCAUGUGAAUUUGUCAAAUACUUUGAUCCAACAUACCCAAUUAUUGUUGGAGGCUUACUCACCACGGAAGAGAAUCUUGGCUUUAUUCAGUUGCGCAUUAAACGUCACCGAUGGCAUAAAAAAAUCCUUAAAACGAAGGAUCCUCUCAUAUUUUCCUUGGGAUGGAGACGAUUUCAAUCAAUACCUAUUUAUUCUUUAAAUGAUGGUACGCGAAACAGAAUGCUUAAAUAUACUCCAGAGCACAUGCAUUGCCUGGCCAUCAUAUACGGGCCAAUUCAUCCACCGAACACUGGAUUCUGUGCUGUGCAAUCAGUAAUCGAGAACGUCACCUCGGAUUUCCGUAUAAGUGCCACGGGAGUGAUCCUUGACAUCAAUCAUUCGGUUGAGAUUGUUAAAAAGUUAAAGCUGACCGGUACACCGUACAAAAUAUUUAAAAACACUACCUUUAUAAAGGAUAUGUUUACCUCUGCAUUAGAAGUAGCAAAAUUUGAAGGGGCUGCUAUAAGAACAGUUUCGGGUAUCCGUGGGCAGAUUAAGAAGCCUUUAUCGAAACCAGAAGGCCAUUUUCGCGCAACUUUUGAAGAUAAAGUGUUGAUGAGUGAUAUAAUAUUCUUAAGAGCUUGGUACCCCAUUAAACCUCCGAAAUAUUAUAAUCCUGUUACAUCAUUAUUAUUGUCUUCGAAGACUGAGUGGCAAGGAAUGCGUUUGACCGGACAAAUCCGCAGAGACUUGCAAGUUGCUACGCCCAUAAAGUCCGAUUCUCAGUACAGAAAAAUCGAACGAAUGAGUCGCCGAUUUAAUCCACUUUAUAUUCCGACAUCAAUACAAGCAGCUUUGCCAUUUGCAUCUAAGCCAAAACUUCUUAGAAAAAGGUCUAAGCCCUCAUAUUUGCAGAAACGUGCAGUGGUCUUAGAACCAAAGGAAAAGAAGGUUCACACAUUUAUGCAACAAAUACAAACACUGAAGAAAGAAAAGGAUCGAAAACGUAAAGAAAAACAAGCAAUAAAAAGAGUGGAGCAUAGUAAAAAAGUCGCUCGAGAAGAAGGAAAACUUGCAGAGAAGGAAAAAAGAGAAAGAAAAGAAUACUUUAGAAGAGAAGGGUUAUCGCAAAAAAGAAAUGCAAAUUCGGAUACCAGAAAAUCUAAAAAGUCCAAAGUUGAGUAA